Tarenaya hassleriana is the source of this 728-nucleotide messenger RNA. RefSeq names its product zinc finger protein ZAT12-like. Gene Ontology annotation, biological process: response to stress; response to chitin. The record is from RefSeq and is a predicted model, not a curated record. NCBI's taxonomy places the organism in Eukaryota, Viridiplantae, Streptophyta, Magnoliopsida, Brassicales, Cleomaceae. The transcript has a single exon. Bases 49 to 534 code for a protein of 161 amino acids.
AAAAAAAAAAAAACAACAACAGACAGAAGAAAAAAAAAAGUAUUUGACAUGGAGAGGAGGUCGGAGAUUCAGAGGGUGGAGGAGGAUGAUACGGCGGCGAAUUGCCUGAUGCUGUUAUCCAGGGUCGGCCAAAACGACGUCGUAGAGAGAAGAGUGUUCACGUGCAGGACGUGCAUGAAGGAGUUCACGUCGUUUCAGGCGUUGGGCGGUCACCGAGCGAGCCACAAGAAGCCUAUCCCCCACCACCACGACACCAAGUCCAAGCCCAAAACGGCGUCAUCUCAUUCUUGCCCUAUCUGCGGCCUGGAGUUCCCCAUGGGACAGGCUCUCGGUGGCCACAUGAGGAGGCACCGUCACAACAACGGCGGCGGCGCGUUGAUCACACGCGCUCUCUUGCCGGAGACGAUGGUGAUGUUGAAGAGAUCUACCAGUGGUGGCAAGAGGGUUUCGUGUUUGGAUUUCAACUCUGCCAUGGCGGCGGCGGCGGCGGAGAAUUUGAAUCUCAAGCUGGAGCUUGGAAGAACUGUUUAUUGAUUCAUUUUUUUUUUAAUUUUUAAUGUUCAUUUGAUUUAUUCGUAGGUAUAUAAAUAAUAACGUAAUCACACACGCAUGGAGGUUUCAUCGUAGACUCAUUGGGUCGGCUCCUUUAGUUUGUUGAUUAAUAUUUCCGCUGUGAAUUAUAUUUUGGUUAUAUUAAUUUUUCAAAUACACGAGAUUAAUUAUUAUUA